CCCAUUCAACCUCCAAUUCCAACCCGCCGCCGCCCACGACUCUUCCACCCCUCUCCUCCGUUUCAAUCCCACGAGAGCGAGAGGUCAAUCAAAGCCGUGCCGGGUGCGAGGAAGGAACCCAAACGAGGGAGGCGGCCGGGACGGCGAUGGAGAACGGCAACCACGGCGGACAGGGGCAGUACCCGCCGUACCAGAACCCGUACCCGCAGCCGCAGCCGUACCCCUACGGGUACCAGUACCCGCCGCCAUCCGCCGCUCCGGCCGCGCCCUACCUCGCGCCGCCGCCACCCCCGGCACAGCAGUACCACUCCGGCCCGCUCCGGCCCUACCCGCCACCGCCGGCGCACGCCUACCCGCCGACGCAGCAUCCCUCGCCUUACGGCCACGGGUACGACCCUUACCCCUCAUCGUAUCCCUCCUACCCGAGCGCCAGCCCGAGCCCGGCGCUCUCCCCGAGCUCCAGCUUCCACCACCACCACGCCUCUGCGCCCGAGCCCCCCUCCCCCGCGCCCUCUGCGCCGUCGUACCCCAUCGCGGAUGUCCUCGCCACCAUGCGCCUUUCCGACCGCUACGACUACGCGUCGUCGCCCUCCGUGCCACCGCCUUCGACCCCCUUCUCGGGCGGCGGGAGCAGCCACGGCGGCGGGAUGCAGGUGGUGCCCUACGGCGCGGCCUCGGGGGGAGGGGGGUCGCAGCACGGCAGCGUGAGGGCGUCGCUGAAGGUGGUGCUGCUCCACGGCAGCCUCGACAUCUGGGUGCACGACGCGCGGAGCUUGCCCAACAAGGACAUGUUCUCCAAGACGGUCGGCGACCUCCUCAGCCCGCACAUCACCGGCGCUGUCAGCCACAAGAUGUCCAACGCCUCGAUGACCAGCGACCCGUACGUCACCGUCCAGGUCUCCUACGCCACUGUCGCGAGGACGUACGUUGUCCCCAAUAACGAGAAUCCUGUCUGGGCGCAGAACUUCGUCGUGCCCGUCGGGCAUGAGGCGGCCGAGGUCCAGUUCGUCGUCAAGGACAGUGAUGUCUUCGGUGCUCAGAUCAUUGGUGCGGUGUCCACCCCUGCCGAGAAGCUUCUGUCUGGGGACAGGAUUGAGGGUGUCUACCCCGUACUCGAGCCCAAUGGCAAGCCGUGCGCUCCAGGUGCCGUGCUGCGUCUGUCCAUACAGUUCAUCCCGGUGGCUCGCCUCACAACGUACCACCAUGGCGUCGUUGCUGGUCCGGACUGUCACGGUGUGCCACACACUUACUUCCCGCUGCGGCGUGGCAUGAAGGUGACCCUGUAUCAGGAUGCACAUGUUCCCGAUGGUUGCCUCCCAGACAUAUGGCUUGACCAUGGAGUGCGCUACCAGCAUGGGCAGUGCUGGCGCGACAUCUUUGAUGCCAUAUGCCAGGCAAGGAAGUUGAUUUACAUUGUGGGGUGGUCAGUUUUCCACACAAUCCACCUCAUGAGAGAUGGGGCUCAAAUUCCCUCACUUGGGGACCUGUUGAAGAUGAAGUCACAGGAAGGGGUGCGGGUGCUGCUUCUUGUUUGGGAUGAUCCAACAUCAAGGAACAUUCUUGGGUUUAAGACGGAUGGUUUCAUGGGCACUCAAGACGAGGUGACACGCAGAUUUUUCAAGCAUUCUUCAGUUCAAGUAUUGCUUUGCCCACGAUCUGCUGGGAAGCGACACAGCUGGGUGAAACAGCAGGAAACAGGAACCAUUUUUACUCAUCAUCAGAAAACAGUUAUUGUGGAUGCUGAUGCUGGCAAUUAUAGGAGAAAGAUAAUUGCUUUUGUCGGAGGCCUUGAUUUAUGUGGUGGGCGAUAUGAUACACCUUGGCAUCCUCUGUUUCGGAGUCUUCAGACUGUGCACAAGGAGGAUUAUCACAAUCCCAACUUUGCUACAGUUGAUGCCCGUGGCCCAAGGGAACCGUGGCACGACUUGCAUUCCAAGAUUGACGGUCCUGCUGCUUAUGAUGUUCUGCAAAACUUUCAGGAGCGUUGGUUAAAGGCGGCCAAACGCCAUGGGAUUAAAAAGUUGGCAAAAUCGUAUGAUGAUGCUCUGCUCAGUAUUGAAAGAAUUCCAGAGAUUAUAAACACAAAUGAUGCAAUAUAUUUUAGUGACAAUGAUCCAGAGACAUGGCAUGUUCAGGUGUUUCGAUCUAUUGAUUCAAACUCUGCCAAGGGAUUUCCAAAGGACCCACGAGAAGCAACCAGGAAGAACCUUAUUUGUGGGAAGAAUGUACUUAUUGACAUGAGCAUACAUACAGCUUAUGUGCAUGCUAUCCGGGCAGCCCAACAUUUUAUUUAUAUUGAGAAUCAGUACUUCAUUGGUUCUUCAUUUAAUUGGGAUUCAAACAAGGAUGUCGGUGCAAACAAUUUAAUACCAAUUGAAAUUGCUCUCAAAAUUGCAAACAAGAUCAAGGCAAAUGAAAGGUUUUCUGCAUACAUAGUAAUUCCUAUGUGGCCUGAGGGUAAUCCAACAGGUGCUACUACACAAAGAAUUCUGUACUGGCAGAACAAAACCAUGCAAAUGAUGUACGGGACGAUAUAUACGGCCUUGAAAGAAGUAGGCCUGGAUGAUUUAUACGAGCCUCAGGAUUAUUUAAACUUCUUUUGCCUUGGCAAUCGUGAAAUUGCUGACAGCACUAGCACUUCAAAGGCGUCACAUACAGCAAAUAAUCCUCAAGAACAAGCUAGGAAAAAUAGGAGAUUCAUGGUAUAUGUACAUUCGAAAGGCAUGAUUGUGGAUGAUGAGUACGUGAUCAUUGGAUCAGCUAACAUUAACCAGAGAUCCAUGGAAGGAAUAAGAGAUACUGAGAUUGCGAUGGGAGCAUAUCAGCCACAGUAUACAUGGGAGAAUAAGAUCUCUGCUCCCCGUGGACAGAUAUAUGGCUACAGAAUGUCACUCUGGGCUGAACAUAUUGGAGCUAUUGAGGAAGACUUUAACCAUCCAGAGAGCCUUGAAUGCAUGAGGCGGGUUCGGAAUAUUGGCGAAGAGAACUGGAAGCAGUUCAUUGCUGAUGAGGUGACAGAGAUGAGAGGCCACCUCCUGAAGUAUCCUAUAAGUGUUGACCGUAAAGGCAAGGUGAAGCCGUUGCCUGAAUGCCCAACAUUCCCAGAUUUUGGCGGGAACAUUUGUGGCUCAUUUCUGGCCAUCCAGGAAAACCUCACAAUAUGAAUUUUCUCUGUGCAAUUAUAAGUAUUGCAAGUGACUUCUGGGGUAUGCUGGAGAACAGGGAUAGUGAGUAGCUUAUGCUAUUCCUUGAGGGCAUGGAUAGGUUGAAAAUUUUGCAAGCGAUAUAGGUUGCAUGCAAAUAGGGGAACUACUAACAGGGCAUUCUUUUUUCUUCUCCUUUUUGUACUUUUUCUUCCUUGUUGUAUCUAGUGCAUAUACCUAGUAUAUUAAUUUGUUACCUGUAUCCGGUCCCUGUACAGAAAAAUUAAUGAGGUUUCAUGCCAGAUCCCUCUGAGAGAUAUGGCAUUUGUAGCAACUGACAAGAGGUAUUUUUCUAUUCCACGUAAAUCCUGGAAAAUUAGUGUCUGCAGUGUAAAUGGAUCCUGCGGAGUAUUUUGAAGUAUCGUUGGUAGAAUCACUUUUCGGUAUUUGAUGAAA
Molecule: messenger RNA, 3599 nt
Organism: Phragmites australis (common reed)
Lineage: Eukaryota; Viridiplantae; Streptophyta; Magnoliopsida; Poales; Poaceae
Product: phospholipase D gamma 1-like
Exons: 10
Coding region: 147-3164 (1005 amino acids)
Biological process (GO): phospholipid catabolic process
Cellular component (GO): plasma membrane
Molecular function (GO): D-type glycerophospholipase activity
Source: RefSeq, a predicted model, not a curated record